Molecule: messenger RNA, 1023 nt
Organism: Nematocida parisii ERTm1
Lineage: Eukaryota; Fungi; Microsporidia
Exons: 1
Coding region: 1-912 (303 amino acids)
Source: RefSeq, a predicted model, not a curated record
AUGGUAAACACACAAACAGCAAUACAAACAGCAAUGAAAACCGUAACAGAAACAGCAACAGAAACAGCAACACAAGCAAUAAAUUUCAUAAGAGAGAGUGUCUCUGAAAUAUCACUAGACAGUAUUAAAGAUAUAAUAUACGCAUCUACUGAUGAGCAGAUUGAUUUAAGAAACAGAUGUAUACUAAUCAGUAUAACAGCAAUUACACUAAUUAUAGUCACAUGUAUAUACUGCAUAAUCAGAAACAAACUUAAAGCAGCAAAAGCAAGAAGACAAGCAGGACAAACAGAAGCAGAGAGACAAGAAGAAAAAAGAAAAAAAGCAGAUGCAGAUGCAGCAGAAAGAAGAAAAGCAGAUGCAGAAGAAGCAGAUAAAUUAACAAAACAAGCAGAAGAAGAAAGAAUACAAGCAGAAGAAGCAAGAAGACAAGCACAUGCAAAUGCAGCAGAAAGAAGACAAGCAGCUGCAAUAAAAAAACAAGAAGAAGAAAAAAGAAUACAAGCAGAAGAAGCAGAUAAAUUAACAAAACAAGCAGAAGAAAAAAGAAUACAAGCAGAAGAAGCAGAUAAAUUAACAAAACAAGCAGAAGAAGCAAGAAGACAAGCAGAUGCAGCAGAUACAAUCGCAGAAGCACUUACACCACAGAUAUUAAUAGAAGCACAAGCACAGGCUGUCAAGCAAGUACAAGCAGCAGCAAUAAGACAAGCAGAUGCAGAUAAAAAAGAAGCAAAAGCAAUAAAGAAUAAAGAAAUAAAAACUGUAAAGAGAAUAAAAAAGAGACAGGAAGAAGCAAAUAAAAUAAAAGUCAGAAAAAUGAAUAAAAGAGAAAGGCAGAAACAGAACAAUAUUAAAAAGAGACAGGCAGGAAUAGAAAAUCAGCAAAAGACAAAAGAAAAGAAGACAAAAAAAUAAAAAUUAAGCACAACCCGACUAACACCAUCUUAUAUGAACAUGACCAAUUAAUAACGAUCGGGAUCUAUAGACCAGGAACAAGCUGAUUAACUUAUGACUGCCGAUCGGAAC